Messenger RNA from Daktulosphaira vitifoliae (grape phylloxera), 2334 nucleotides. Its product is annotated as ATP-binding cassette sub-family G member 4-like. Gene Ontology annotation, molecular function: ABC-type transporter activity; ATP binding; ATP hydrolysis activity. The record is from RefSeq and is a predicted model, not a curated record. NCBI's taxonomy places the organism in Eukaryota, Metazoa, Arthropoda, Insecta, Hemiptera, Phylloxeridae. Bases 534 to 2318 code for a protein of 594 amino acids. Gene Ontology annotation, cellular component: plasma membrane. The transcript has 13 exons.
CAACUGUUUAAUCGAAAAAUUACCCCUUCUAAUUCACAAACCUACUAAUUCGCGUUAGUUAUUGAAAAACGUGAUUGUAGAUUUUAGUUGUUACUCUUACAUUCUCCACUGCUUACUUAUGAAGUAACAUACUCACCAUAGUCAUAUUAAAAUUAUAUAGGACACAAUUGAUAGCAAUAAAAAUAAAUAUACUAUAAAAUUUUAGCUCAACACUUUGUAUUUGAUACACCGUAAACGUUGUGCUAUUUUGUAUAAUUCUAUAGUUUAUUACAUUAUUAGCUACAAUUAAUUUUAAAAGCAUAUUAGUAAUAAUAAUAUUGAGAAUAUGAAAAUUCUUUUCUUACGCGGGAACAGCAUAUUCAAAUAAACUACUGAGGCGAUUUUGAUGAAAAGACGGAAACAUGUAAAAUGUAAUAAAUUAAUCUUUGGUUUGACAACAUUAUUUUUUAGAACUUGCAAAACAAUAUUAAUAAGCAUAUUUAUAGUUUGGUGGUCCUACAUUCAUAGCGUAAAAACCAAAUCAACAAUACAUCAUGGACAUAGAAUUUACUAAUCUCACGUGUAGUGUACAUUGUUUUCAAAGCGAUCUAAAAAUUAAAAAAAAAGUUAUACUCAAUGCCAUAAGUGGAAAGUUCUUAGAAAAUCAAUUAUGUGCAAUAAUUGGGAGUUCAGGCUGUGGCAAAACUACUCUAUUAAAUAUUUUAUCUGGAUACAGGAGAACCGGUUUUACUGGUGCGGUAAUGGCAAAUAAUAAACCGCGAGUGCUUAGGAAGUUUAAAAAAAAAUCAUGCUACAUUAUGCAAGAUAAUAGUUUGCAUGGACAACUCACUGUCAGAGAAACCAUGGAGUUUGCAAUUAAAUUAAAAUAUUCAGUGUUAUCAAUCAAUAGAUCAAACAUAGAAAUGAUGAAUGGGAUUUUAAGUAAACUUGGUUUAUACAACUCUUAUGAUACUAUGGUGAAAUAUUUAUCUGGUGGUCAACGAAAAAAAUUAUCAAUUGCUUUGGAAUUAAUUCAUAAUCCUAAAAUUAUGUUCUUUGAUGAACCAACUAGUGGUUUAGAUAGUUCAUCCUCGAAACAAGUGAUUCAAAUUAUGAAAGGCUUAGCAAACUCUGGUCAAACAAUUGUAUGUUCAAUACACCAGGUGUCUCCGGACGAAUUACAAAAGUUCGAUGUUUUAUAUGUGCUUUCACCAUCUGGAUAUUGUAUUUAUAAUGGGCAUACUUCUGCUUUACCAAAUUUCCUCGCUAAAAAUGGGCUUAAGUGUCCAUUAUAUCACAAUAUUGCUGAUUUCAUACUAGAAGUAAGUCAUGGAGAGUAUGGAGAUUAUGUAUUAAACUUAACCAAAUGUAGUAAGAACGGUAGACUACAAUUAAGGAAUAUUGAUGCUCAUUCGUACAUACAUAAAGAUAAAAGCACUGAAAUAGUAUCUCCUAUUUUGUUUUUGAGAAAAGAUUCAGAUUAUAAAAAAAAUAAGAAGUAUAUAAAUUAUAUAAAUCAAUGUUUCAUUCUACUUUAUAGGAAUUUUGUUAAUAUUAAAAAAGAAAAGUACUAUGAAAUAAGAUUAAUAACAUAUGCGUUGCUUGGUAUUAUGUAUGGUGUAAUAUUUUACGGAAUCGGUAAUGAUGCCUCUUGUACACAAGAUAACAUAAAAUUUUUAUUUAAUUGUUUGAUAUUUACUGCAUUUACAUCUUGUUCUACAAUUCCAGUGUCUUUUGCGAUGGAACUUGAAGUGGCUAUAAAAGAACAUUUUAAUCAAUGGUACUCAUUAUCAACUUUUUUCUUCAGCCAUAUUAUUGUGGAUUUACCAAUUCAGGUUAUGUGUACGCUAUUAUUUAGCAUUAUUACAUACUAUUUAUCAAAUCAGAUUUUUGAACUGUCAAGAUUUGCUCUCUUCACUCUUAUCUUGACCAUUGUUGGGUUAUUAGCACAAGCCGUUGGAGUAUUUGUGACAAUACUGUUUAGAAAUCUAACGUUAAUUACGUUGUUAUCAAAUAUGUUAGUUCUUCCGUGGGUACUCUUUUCUGGAAUUCUAGUCAAAAUAAGUGAUACACCAAAGUUUUUGUCGAAGUUAUACGAUAUUUCGUAUUUUAAACAUGGAAUGGAAGCUUUAAUGCAUUCUAUUUAUGGACACAAUCGGCCUAAUUUAAAGUGUACAGAAGUGUUCUGUUACUAUUCUUCACCGACUAAAGUAUUGAAGGACUUCGACAUGCCAGAUGAUAAAUACUGGACUAAUUUUUUGGUAUUAACAGCGAUGUAUUUAUUUUUGAAGUUUUUAACGUACCAAAUACUGAAAAGAAAAUUGAAAAUCCAUUGGUGAUUUACCGAUAGUGAAA